AUGAGCCUGGUGGGACUGAUGACAAUGCACGAUAAUAUUGGAAGAGUAUGGCCAGCGACGAGCAAUUCGGCCUGGCCCGAAGAGUCACGCCUGCUGUCGGCCACCAGCGCACCAUUCACACCGCACUCACAGCCCCAGCGCUCCGCGGUGCUCAGCUGGUCGCAAUUCAAUGAUUGGGCGGAGAUUUCAGACGGUAGGAUCGCCAGCCUGGCGACAGAGGACAGCGCAGCGGCGCACAGCCACAAUGCUGUGAGGGCCUCCAUCACGCCAGACGCGCAGAGUUUCGCUGGGACAAGCAAGGCGCCUGGGGUUCAGCCAGACGAGGCGAUACUGGAUUUCUUGGAUAUGGAUCUGCUCGAGGAGCUGUCCAAGGGCAGCCUGUCGACAAACACGACCACCGAGCUGAAGAUCCCCGACCCCAUCAUCGCCUUCAGGAGGGAUCCACCCCUCCUGAUCGCCCCAAGCCUGCCCCCGCACAUGCCUGCAGCCGACCAGGAACGGGCCAAGGCGUGCUGGAACAGCAUGCGCAGCAUCAGCGACCCUGCAGGCGCCUUCUCACCUGCACAGGAAGUGGCGGAGCUGUCAAGGCCCAUGACGAGUGGAGCAGCUUCGGGCAGCCGGUCAGGCAGCAGCUCCCGGGAGCGGCAGAGCAAGGCGGCGGCCACGCGCAAGAGGGCGUCCCCUCACAGCCGGGCCUCCCCCGAGAACAAAACCCCGCGCGAUGAGGCUGCCCGCGCACGCAACGCCCGUAACCAGCAACUUCACCGCCAGCGCCAGCGGGAGAAGCUGGAGGUUUCGGAGGGGAAGAGGGCAGAGCUGGAGGAGCGGCUGAAGCAUCUGACGCUCGUCAAUGCUGGCCUGCGCGCAGACAACCAGCUGCUGGAAGCUUCCGAGCAGGGCCACCUGGAGAGCUUGGAUGAGGAUGCGUUGUGGGGCGCUGCCAACAGCGCUGCCACCACCGGUGCACACCAGAAGCUGGCAGCACUCUUCACCUGCAUCUCGCUUGGCAUGGGCAAGGGCGCAGUCAGCGCGGCUGAGGUGGCGCUGAUGUCACCCGAGGACGUGUUCCUGUUCAGGCAGCAGUACGGCGCCUAUCUUAGCCACCUGUUCCAGUGCGGCGUUCAAAAUGAAGGCAGCGCUGCGCAUGCUCAGCUGCUGCAGCUCGUCACCCUCUGGGGUGACUCCGAGGCGCACCUUUGGGAGCAUUGCCCAAGGGCCCUGCAGCGAAUGGCGGCUAUGGCGCAGCGACAGGACGACGACGGCCUCUGCCUGCCCUUCACCCUCAAGUGGCAAUCCAUCCUGGCGCAGCUGGGCCUGAGUUCUGGGCAGAGAGCUGCUUUGAAGCAGGUGCACCGGCGGCUGGUGGAUCAGCUGCUCAAUGUGACUGCAGAGCGCUUCCACGUCUCCGCCAUGCUCAAGGAGGUGUGCCCGGACCCGGAGGCAGGCAACACAUGGGAGGGCAGCCGCACGUUCCUGCGCGUUCGUGAAGCUUCCAAGCGCCUUCAGGCCAGCAUCCGCUCCGAGCACACCCUCAUGCGUGACGCCCACGCCGCCUUCAGACAGGUGGUGUCACCCUUGCAGCAGGCGAUGUGUGACAUGCUGGCGCACCCGGGCUCCCUUGACAUCAUCGCUUUGCUGAGCCUGCUGCGCGCUGGCCUCUGA
Molecule: messenger RNA, 1662 nt
Organism: Coccomyxa subellipsoidea C-169
Lineage: Eukaryota; Viridiplantae; Chlorophyta; Trebouxiophyceae; Coccomyxaceae
Exons: 9
Coding region: 1-1662 (553 amino acids)
Source: RefSeq, a predicted model, not a curated record